AUGGAAAAUACAAUAUGUUUCAUGAUCCUAGUUGUUGCUUUGUUGCCAGAUAUUCAAGCAACCUCAAUGGUCUCCAUAUCAUCAUUUAUCACGACUGGUGGUACUUACAUAUUUAGAUGUAAGGCUGAUGGUAAUCUGGCCACUAUUAAUUUCUAUAGAAGUGAUGACCUAAGCCCAGUCUGUUCUAUUACCUCUGAUGGUUCUGGUUGCAAAGAAAAGACCCAGUCAACCAAAUACAAGUGUGGUUGCAUAAGAUCGUCAAUAGCUAAAACGUCUCUUACAGUUUCCGACACAAAUCAGAAGAUGAAGCAUGCUCCGUAUAUAAGGGAGAGGGUAAGAAUAAAUUUCAAUAAAUUUCAAGAAAACAAAGGUUUAGGGGGGAAAAAAGGAGAUUUUGUUGCAGAAUCAAAAACAUUCACACACUUUACAAUUGGUAUGAUACUGAACGACUGGUCAACAUGUCAACUAUAUCUAGAAAAAUAA
Messenger RNA from Lottia gigantea (owl limpet), 483 nucleotides. RefSeq lists its product as hypothetical. The transcript has 4 exons. Bases 1 to 483 code for a protein of 160 amino acids. The record is from RefSeq and is a predicted model, not a curated record. Lineage: Eukaryota; Metazoa; Mollusca; Gastropoda; Lottiidae.